AUGUCAUCCCCUCAACAAAUUGCUCAAAGCUUCCAACAAGCUUUGAAUCUUUCAAGUUCUCCAAGUCAUGCUGUCUCCACAUCUCCAACUCAAUCAUAUUUAACUCAAUAUAUGCAAGCUAAUAAGAAACCAACUAAAGCUUUGAAACCAUUCUCAACUGGAGAUAUCAAGAUCUUAUUGUUAGAAAACGUUAAUCAAACUGCUAUGGAUAUAUUUAAAAAUCAAGGUUAUCAAGUUGAAUUCUAUAAAACUUCUCUUCCAGAAGAAGAAUUGAUUGAAAAAAUCAAAGAUGCUCAUGCUAUUGGUAUCAGAUCAAAGACUAAAUUGACUGCCAAUGUAUUGAAACACGCUAGAAACUUGGUUGUGAUUGGAUGUUUCUGUAUUGGUACUAAUCAAGUUGAUUUAGAAUUUGCUGCUAAAUCAGGUAUUGCUGUUUUCAAUUCUCCAUUUUCAAAUUCAAGAUCUGUUGCUGAAUUAGUUAUUGCUGAAAUCAUUACUUUAGCAAGACAAUUAGGUGAUCGUUCAAUUGAAUUACAUACUGGUACUUGGAAUAAAGUUAGUGCCAAAUGUUGGGAAAUUAGAGGUAAAACUUUAGGUAUUAUUGGUUAUGGUCAUAUUGGUGCUCAAUUAUCGGUGUUAGCUGAAGCUAUGGGUAUGAAUGUUAUCUAUUAUGAUGUUGUUAUGAUCAUGUCUUUAGGUAAUUCUAAACAAGUUGCAACUUUAGAUGAUUUAUUAUCUCAAGCUGAUUUCGUUACUUGUCACGUUCCAGCUACUCCAGAAACCAAAAACUUAUUAAGUAGUCCCCAAUUUGCUGCUAUGAAAGAUGGUUCUUACGUUAUAAAUGCUUCAAGAGGUACUGUGGUUGAUAUUCCCGCUUUAAUCCAAGCUAUGAAAGCUGGUAAGAUUGCCGGUGCUGCUAUUGAUGUUUUCCCUCAUGAACCAGCUAAGAAUGGUGAAGGCCUCUUCUCCAACAGUUUAAAUGAAUGGUCAUCUGAAUUAUGUUCAUUAAGAAACGUUAUCUUAUCUCCCCAUAUUGGUGGUUCAACUGAAGAAGCUCAAUCAGCUAUUGGUGUUGAAGUUGCUUCUGCUUUAACGAAAUAUAUUAAUGAAGGUAACUCAAGUGGUGCUGUUAAUUUCCCCGAAGUUUCUUUAAGAGCUUUAGAUUUAGAUCAACAAAAUUCAGUCAGAGUUUUAUAUAUCCAUCAAAAUGUUCCUGGUGUCUUAAAAACUGUUAAUAAUAUCUUAUCUAAUCAUAAUAUUGAAAAACAAUUCUCCGAUUCAAGAGGAGAUGUUGCUUACUUGAUGGCAGAUAUCUCAGAUGUUGAUAUCAUUGAUAUCAAAUCAUUAUAUGAACAAUUAGAACAAACUCCAUACAAAAUUGCUACUCGUUUGUUAUACUAG
Molecule: messenger RNA, 1401 nt
Organism: Scheffersomyces coipomensis
Lineage: Eukaryota; Fungi; Ascomycota; Pichiomycetes; Serinales; Debaryomycetaceae
Gene: SER33
Product: phosphoglycerate dehydrogenase
Exons: 1
Coding region: 1-1401 (466 amino acids)
Molecular function (GO): oxidoreductase activity, acting on the CH-OH group of donors, NAD or NADP as acceptor; NAD binding
Source: RefSeq, a predicted model, not a curated record